This is a messenger RNA of Nicotiana attenuata, 1616 nucleotides long. RefSeq lists its product as uncharacterized. The record is from RefSeq and is a predicted model, not a curated record. NCBI's taxonomy places the organism in Eukaryota, Viridiplantae, Streptophyta, Magnoliopsida, Solanales, Solanaceae. The transcript has a single exon. The coding region runs from base 197 to 1459 and encodes 420 amino acids.
GAGAAAAUCAGUUUUGACUGUAAAUAGUCACGUGCCUUUGUGAAAAUUUGCAAAGCAAAGCAAAGCUGAGCUCUUUUUAGUACUUUGUCAACCAUUGAGAUUCACCAGAUUUGUCAGAGCAAAACCUUUGAUUCGCUCUGAAAUCAAGAAAACCUCAUUUGACGACAAAAAAAAGUACACUGACACCAACAAAAACAUGAAUACUCGGCAUUUGGCUGCUCUACUUUCUUCUCUAAUAUCUCAACUCGUCCUUCUCCUUCUCCUCAUUUUCCCUUCUUCAAAUCCACUUUCCAUUACCAAUUCCUCUGUCUACGAUUUCCUUUCCCCUCUUCUCCUUCAUUUUCUUUCUACCUCUGAAAUCGCCGCUACAAUUUCCCUCCUCCCUUUUUCCAAAAAACGAAAACGGACCCACUUGUCAAAACCCGAUGCCCCGGCCGGCGAUGGUCCGACCCGGAAACUCGGUCAACUCGGACGACCCGACUCGUCCAUCCGACGUAACCCGGACACUUUCAAGAAAUUCUUCAAUAUGAACUCCUCAACUUUUGAUUGGCUUUGUGGCCUCUUAGAACCUCUACUCGAGUGCCGUGACCCGGUUGACUCGCCCCUUAAUCUCCCUGCUGAAACUCGCCUUGGAAUCGGGCUUUUUCGAUUGGCUACCGGAGCCAAUUAUUCCGAUAUUUCACGCCAAUUCAGCGUGUCUGAAUCUGUUGCAAAGUUUUGUGCCAAGCAAUUGUGUAGGGUACUUUGCACUAAUUACCGUUUCUGGGUCGGGUUUCCGAAUUCGGGUGAGCUUGAAUCCGUUUCGACUCAGUUUGAAUCCAUUUCGGGCCUGCCCAAUUGCUGUGGAAUCCUCUGUUGUGUAAGAUUCAAGAUUAAUAAUGAAAACACAGCAGCUCAAUUAGUGGUCGAUUCAUCGUCAAGAAUUCUUAGUAUUAUAGCAGGUUUUCGUGGAGAUAAGAAUGAUUUACAAGUCCUAAAGUCAUCAACUUUAUUCCAAGAUAUUGAAAAAGGAACAAUCUUGAAUUCACAAGCUUUGCAUAUAAAUGGUGUAGUUGUACCUCAAUUUUUCAUUGGUGAUGGAAAUUACCCUUUGUUACCUUGGUUAAUGCUACCAUUUGAUGAUCCAAUUUCUCAAUCAAAUGAAGAGAAUUUCAACAAUUCAAUUAAUUUAAUUCGCUCGCGAGGAUUUAAGGCUAUUCAGAGCUUGAGAAAUUGGGGUGUUUUGGAUGAACCAAUUGAGGGAGAAGUUAAAGCUGCAGUGGCUUCUAUUGGUGCUUGUUCAAUACUUCAUAAUAUGUUAUUAUCAAGGGAUGAUUUUUCAGCAUUUUGUGAGGAUUUGAGUGAUGAUUCAUUGCAUAAUCAGAGCUCUUUGAAACCUGGUGUUGGUGAUAGUGUUGCAUGUGCUAUAAGAAGUGCAUUAGCGAUAAAAGCAACAGAGUUUCAAUCACAAAGGCAAUGAUACUUUGUAGAACUUUUUGGUUUCAAGUAUAGGCAAAGAACAUAGAAUUCAUUCAUCUGUUUAACAUUAUUGAAACUUAUACUUCCUUUCUUGAGAUUGUUAGGGCUGUUUUGCAUAUAGUAAAUUCUGGAAAUUGAUGCCCUCUUCUGUUACUUAA